AUGAAGACUCUGACUCUCCUCUCCAUCUGCACUCUUCUGUCGGUGUGCUGGUCCAUGGGAGCCUUUGAACCUGAGGUCGUCGUGGACCCUGCUGCUGACACAUCUGCUGAUGUUGCACCUGAUGCUGACCCUGCUGCUGACCCUGCUGCUGACCCCGCCGCUGACCCCGCUGCUGACCCCCCUGCUGACCCCGCUGCUGCCCCUGAUUCAUCCUCCUCAUCCUCUGACUCCUCUGACUCUUCUUCCUCCUCUGAGUCCGAUUCAGUCUCGUCCUCUGAAUCUGACUCGAACUCCUCCUCAGACUCGUCAGCAUCCGACUCAAACUCAAGCUCCGACUCAUCAGCCUCCAAUUCAUCCUCCUCCUCUGAGUCCUCCUCCUCCGAAUCCUCUUCCUCUGAAUCCUCUUCCUCUGAGUCCUCCUCUUCAGAGUCUGACUCGGCAGCAUCUGACUCCUCAGCCUCUGAUUCUUCCUCUUCCUCUUCAUCCUCCUCAUCUUCAUCAGAGUCAGCCAGUACUGAAGCUCCUCAGGUGUUUGUGACGAGAGACCUGGCUGCUGUUCUCCUGAGGAGAAGAAGAGCUGCCCCAGCAGGAGACCUCUCCCGUCUUCAGUUAGAAAGCCUUAGAGAGGUAUGUGAGCUGAACGUUGCCUGUGACGAGAUGGCUGACACCGAUGGUAUCGUUGCAGCAUACACCGCCUACUAUGGACCCGUCCCCUUCUAA
Scomber scombrus (Atlantic mackerel) is the source of this 720-nucleotide messenger RNA. RefSeq names its product bone gamma-carboxyglutamate (gla) protein, like (gene bglapl). NCBI's taxonomy places the organism in Eukaryota, Metazoa, Chordata, Actinopteri, Scombriformes, Scombridae. Gene Ontology annotation, cellular component: extracellular region. Gene Ontology annotation, molecular function: hydroxyapatite binding; structural constituent of bone; calcium ion binding. Gene Ontology annotation, biological process: bone development; response to vitamin K; regulation of cellular response to insulin stimulus. Bases 1 to 720 code for a protein of 239 amino acids. The transcript is spliced from 4 exons. The record is from RefSeq and is a predicted model, not a curated record.